CCUUCUUGGGGCCAUGGUUGCCGUGCCAUCGCUUCAAGCGCACGCAAUCUACCUGCACAAAGUCACCCUCACCUGGUUUAAGGAUCUCAAUGUGCCCGAACAAUUCGGCUUCGCCCACCACCAGGUCACGCCCUUUCACAUCCAAACAAGCGACGGGGAAAGGCUUCAUGCAUGGCACAUCCUGCCUCUUGGCGUAUACCUCGCCAACGAAGCAGCCUUACUCGCCCAAAGGCCCGGGGCUGGCGUGGUGGACCAAUUCGAGAAAACGCUGAACUUUCGGCUGUUACGGGAGAACCCCAAUGCGCGUCUAGUUCUGUACUGUCACGGCACCAGCGGCACCAUGGCGAGCGGGUGGAGACCUGACAGCUACCGCGCGCUCUAUGCGGCCGACCCCGUCAACACGCAUGUCCUGACUUUCGACUACCGUGGCUAUGGCCUCUCGAGUGGCCACCCGUCCGAGCCAGGACUCAUCACCGACGCGCUGGCCGUGGCGGACUGGGCCAUGCACACGGCCGGCAUCCCUCCCGAGCGCAUUGUCAUCUUCGGACAGAGUCUCGGCUCCGCGGUCGCCAUCGGGCUGGUUCACGAGCUUACCCAUGCACGGCACAAGCCACACGAGAAGGUACACUUUGCGGGCCUCGUCAUCACGGCGAGCUUCUCGGACGUGGCCCGGCUCACGGCCACGUACCGAAUAGGCGGUUUCAUCCCCGUCCUGUCGCCUGUUGCUAAGAUUGAUUUUCUGUUCAACUUCUUCACCAGCCGGCUCCACAGCACCUGGAACAACAUACAACGAUUGGGCGAGUUCAUGCGGCAUGCUGAGCGGCACCACGUUACGCUUCUGCAUGCCGAGGAUGACACGGACAUUCCCGCGGCGCACUCGAUGCGGCUAUUCCGGGAAGCUAUUCGUGUCGUCAAUGAACAGGAGGGCUUUAACAAUACUAUUUCUCUUGAUAAUCGGAUCCAAGCGAGGACCGAAACGCGAGGGCAAGGAGGCACUGUCACGGUGUGGCCUACGCGGAAAGGUGACAUCAGGUUCGAGCUUCUCAAGUUUGGGGUCCACGAUAAGAUCAUGUCCUUUCCGGCCACGGGUGCUGCCGUGGAGAGGGCCUUUCGGUCGGUCACUCUGAUCUGAUGGACCGGUGACGGAAGUCAGUGCUGCAAGGGUAAGUUAGCCAGCACGAUUUGGAGGUUAGCGGUAGCAGACGCAGCAGGACGACGCCAAUCGUAUAGGUAGACAUAGAAAAGCGUAGAGAAGACAACAUAAACGAAACCGUGGAUUUAAAAACCUGGUAGAGUCG
Thermothielavioides terrestris NRRL 8126 is the source of this 1298-nucleotide messenger RNA. RefSeq lists its product as uncharacterized. The transcript has a single exon. The record is from RefSeq and is a predicted model, not a curated record. NCBI's taxonomy places the organism in Eukaryota, Fungi, Ascomycota, Sordariomycetes, Sordariales, Chaetomiaceae. The annotation marks the transcript as partial.